Molecule: messenger RNA, 1366 nt
Organism: Strongylocentrotus purpuratus (purple sea urchin)
Lineage: Eukaryota; Metazoa; Echinodermata; Echinoidea; Camarodonta; Strongylocentrotidae
Exons: 3
Coding region: 483-911 (142 amino acids)
Source: RefSeq, a predicted model, not a curated record
GUGUGAUGUCGAACUGGCUUGCCGAGGGGGACACAGCGAGUGAAUGGAAUUAAAACUAUGGGCAGACGACACUCUAGCAGACAAUGAUUUUAGUCGCAUAAUGAUUUUAGGUGCGUUUUGAGAGAUCUUAGCUCACAUCGUUGAUCGUUAUUUCCCCCGCCUUGCUAUGUCUCCAUCUGACAUUAAAACACCUGCAGUGCUUUGGAAUUUGUAUUGGGAGGUGGGAGCUCGCUAGCUCGCUUGAGCUGAGUCGGAAUUAAGAUGCCCAAAAUCCGCAUCGGGUAAUGAAUGAUCGAGACGUGUUGCUCUUCCUGACAUUACAUGCCGUAAAUUUGUAAGGAUCAAGUCUGCGAUUCAAGUUCAAUAUCGACGUGGCAUCACUUUCAACCUUUGCAGAAUUGAACUACUUUAAAAAGAUAAUCCCGACCUUUUCAUUUCAAGAUACGAACAAUAGACCCAAAAUCAACAACCGCCAGACAACGAUGGCGUGUGCGACAUCAACGAACACGGGGAACGAUGAACUGGACGUAUCGAUCACGGAGGCGAUCGUCCAAGCCCAUUCGAUGUACGACGAGCUCUACAACAGCCGACAGCUAGAGAAGAUGGUUGAUUCCAUCUACGCUGAGGAUUGUUGCGUCAUGAUGGAAGGGCGUGACGUCAUCCGGGGUAGGAAAGAACUACUAGAGCUUCUAUGUGGCUUUUCGAAGGACCCCAGCCAUCAUCGCGUGGAAAGCAAUGCGAUGGAGAUUCGAGAGAUAACUGCACCGGGCCAGCGAAUUUACGAGCUCGGUCGCUAUUCAUUUUUCGACAUCCCUAACACGGGACGCGCGGACGGCAGACACGUCAUCGUUUGGACUCGAAUCGGCGGGAAAUACUUUAUCACUUUGCAAAGUAUAAAUCCGAUUACAUGAGGUUGACCGUGUGCAAAUAUCGUCUGCAUCACUACGUUUGAACUCAAGAAGAAAGACGUUAUGAGUAUCCGUCAGAGAAAGGCUUUACUUGCGAAGAAGGCUAGAUUGUAUAAAUAUUGCACUUGAAAUGGUUGAAUGUUCUGAGCACCUUAGCGGCAUGAAUAGGACUUCUGUGGUAGGAAAUAGUUUUUUGUUUCCUUCUUAAACUGGCACAAUAUGAAAGAAGGAAUUGAAUAGACUACCAGGAUAUUAGCAGAUUGACAAAUUCCCACAAGCGCACGCCCUGACAUCGUAGUAUAGUCGUGACUGCUUCGGUAUAGUGCAAUACAAUGUAGCUGCGACAGACGCCCACGUUCUUUCGCAAUAUAUAGGUGUUUGCUUCGAAGGUCCUGUUAUAUCGUCCAAUAUCAUCCAAUAUGCUAAGCUACCUUUCUGAAGGUGAUAGAGAAUAAACU